AGUGCAUUCCACAGUUGUGUGAUUUUAUUCUGCCAGUAUUUAUUACCAUAUAAAUAUAAAUAAAUGGAGUGGAUGCGAAAGCGGAAUAAAAAAAUAUCAAAUGAAAACGAAACCAAAUAGUUAAAAUAAAAAGCAGGCAAGACUGCAAAUAUUCAUAUUUACGUACCUGUGGAUAAGUGAUAAAGUUAUACUUGGAUUAAUGCACUAGCGGAUAUAUUCACCAUAAGGAAAUUCUGUUCUUGAAUGGAAUCGCUUGUAAAUACACACAAAUUAUCAAAAUAGUAAAAAUCCACUAACAAACAUAAAAAGCAAUUUUGCUGAAAUAUAAUUAUAUAAAGCUGCAUAAUGUCGAGUCAAACCCCAACAGCUUCAAAUAGUACAGAAAGCAAUAAUGAGAAAAGGGACGGUGUAGGCGGCUGUGGCUGCAGUAGUCCGCCUGUCAAUGCAGUAAGCAGUGAAAGCAAAGAAAACUCCAGAAAAAAAGAUUUCUUGGAAAAUAUAGAAAUUGAAGAUCAGGCUCACGGGACAGACUCAGGGUUUUUGUCUUGCCCGCUAAGCUCUAAUUUCGAAGAGCAAGAGGAACAGAAACAUAACUCUGCCGGAAACCGUUCAAACAAUUUUGACAAGUUAAGCAGUGACGAAAGAACGGUAGGCUAUACUGAAGAUUCAUAUCGUCACGAGAAGGCUAAGGAAGAGGUUUAUGUGGUUGAUUCGGGUUGCAUAGAAGAAGAAGAAGAAUACGACGAGUCUAACGCCGCAGAAACGAAAGCCGAACAACAACAAGAACAGAAUUCACAUAGCACAACUGGUGCAUCGAGCAUCACAAAUUCGCACGAUUCAAAAAUGAAACUCAAACACGAUGUCGAUGCCCACAUUUCCGAAAGAUUUCGCAGUCUAAGUUUACAAAAUGAGCCAAUAAAUAACUUGAACGCGUCUGGCAGAGUGGCGACAGUUGAGCCUGUAGCAACAGUACCAACAAAAACGGCAGAUUCUAAUCAGCUAGAAGCAUGGGAACAAUGCUACCAACAAAAUGAUGAAGGGGACACCUACCUUCACUUGGCGUGCAUAUCAGGACAUGAAAACGUUGUAGCAGCUCUUAUCCGUCUCGCUAUACAUCCCUGUCUUCUAGAUAUAAAGAAUGAUUACAGCCAAACUCCAUUGCAUCUAGCGGCGCUCACAAAGCAAAGAAGAAUUUUGCGCAUGCUCUUACUAGCCGGUGCUGAGCCAACUAUUCGGGACCGCCACGGAAAUACAGCUUUGCAUCUUGCCUGCAUGUCUGGCGAUGAGCAAUGUGUCAGUGCGUUAACAAUGCCAUUCAGUGCUUCAGAGAUCAACGAAGCGCAUCGUCAGUAUGGUUACAGGUCGAACGAUAAAUUAUUUUCUUCUCUAAGUUAUGCACGCUUACCUCCCGAUUUAGAGAUUCGUAACUACGAUGGCGAAUAUUGUGUUCAUAUCGCUGCCGAGACGGGCCAUUUAAAAAUACUAAGUAUUUUAGUACAACAUGGCGCGGAUAUCAACGCCAGAGAAGGAAAAGGUGGCUACACACCGCUACACAUGGCCAUUGAGAAGGGCAAUGAGGAGCUAUUCAAUUUCCUACUCGACGAUUGCAAACAUACUCUGAAUUUGGAAACAUCAACUUUCGCCCGAUUGACUGCAUAUCAGUUUGCCUGUAUUUUGAAGAGAUCGCAGAUGGAAAGCAUUUUGGAAAAUCAUGGUGCAGAGCCUCUCACACCACCGGAAAGUGAAUACGAAAGUAGCGACGAUGAAUCAGAUUUAGAAGAAUCUAAGAACUAUGACCGAUUUGUCAAUUACACAGGAGGAAAUGCUAUGGCAGUCAUGUAAAAGAUAAAGACUUGCUGGGCACCACAUUUGGUGUAUGCGUUGGCGCGUGCGUUCGCUUGAAGGAGUACCUUAAUACGCUCAAUGUACUUAAAUUGAAAGAAAUUUAAGAUAUACGAAUAAAUAAUUGCCGAAAAAUUAAAAUAGAGAAUUCUAAA
This is a messenger RNA of Anastrepha ludens (Mexican fruit fly), 1997 nucleotides long. RefSeq names its product NF-kappa-B inhibitor cactus-like. The record is from RefSeq and is a predicted model, not a curated record. Bases 346 to 1842 code for a protein of 498 amino acids. The transcript has 7 exons. NCBI's taxonomy places the organism in Eukaryota, Metazoa, Arthropoda, Insecta, Diptera, Tephritidae. Gene Ontology annotation, molecular function: protein binding.